Molecule: messenger RNA, 2799 nt
Organism: Triplophysa dalaica
Lineage: Eukaryota; Metazoa; Chordata; Actinopteri; Cypriniformes; Nemacheilidae
Product: GTPase IMAP family member 7-like
Exons: 2
Coding region: 632-1924 (430 amino acids)
Molecular function (GO): GTP binding
Source: RefSeq, a predicted model, not a curated record
GUUUCUCUGCAAGCUGGUAGGUUAGAUUAUGGAAUGUACAUAAAACAGUAAUACAACACUAAAUGUGUGACAUAAACCCUAAGACAAGACAUUAAAUGUAAUAUUUGUGUUUAUUAUCCUAUAGUGUUUUCAAUGCGUUUCUAACCGCAUUCAUAACAAGAAAUAGACAUUGAAGUCUGACAUAGGUAAAAAAAAAGGUUUAUCCUAUUGGUCUCCAACAAUUGUAAUUUUAAAUUAUAUUCAAGAAGACAAAAUAACCAAUAUACUGCCAUUUUUAAUCAAAAUGUAUUCGGGUCAAAAUCAGGGAUUGUUUUUUCUUGUGGCUCCCAUGGAACAUUCUGUAAACAAGAGGAUGUGAAUGAUCUUAGGUAGGAGGAGCAGAAAUAUGUUCAGAUGACUUGUAUUUCUAGUAAUUCUGGUAAAACUCAUCAGUAGUAGGAAGUGAUUCAUUGUAAGGGUGUAACACACUAGCUCUUUGCUAAUAGACAUUACUAAGAGGAGCAUACUUUAUGUUAAAGCAUCUGACGUGAGCCAUGCUUGAUACGGUUGUAGUAAAAUACUUAUUAUUAGUUAUUUUAUACAAAUAAAUUGUAUUAUAUUACAGUGCCUUCCUACGAGAGAAAACAAGAAUAUGGGAGCCAAUGAGUCUCAACCAAACAAAAGGAUUGUACUUCUUGGGAAAACAGGAGAUGGAAAAAGCAGUGCUGGGAAUACCAUUCUUAAGAAACAAGUAUUUGUGAGUAAAGCUUCACCUGAAUCUGUGACAGCUGAAUGUGUGAGCGGUGAUAGGAAAGUCUAUGGAAAAAAGAUCACAGUUAUUGACACACCAGGGAUCAUGGACACAGGUCUCGAUGAGGAGUUGAUCAAAUCAGAGAUCAUCAGAUCUGUAAUCGAAUGUGCCCCCGGACCUGAUGUCUUUACCAUUGUUCUGAAGGUCGGAAGGUACACUGCUCAUGAAAUGCAGAUUGUGGAUAAAAUCGUGGAAUAUUGUGGAGAAGAUACUUUUAAACACUCAGUAGUUUUAUUCACUCAUGGUGAACAACUCGAGGGUCAGACCAUUGAGGAAUUUGUGAAGCUAAGUCCAAAACUACAGGGGCUGGUGGAUAAAUGUGGAGGGCACAGUCAUGUCAUUGACAGUAAAUACUGGACGAAACGUCAUGUGGGAUACAAGAGCAACAGGGUCCAGGUGAAAAAUCUUAUAAAAGCCAUAGAGCAGAAGCUGAAAGACAAUGAGAACAGCUGCUACACUAAUGAGCUCCUACAAAUGGUGGAGGAAGAUAUUCAAGAGGAGAUGAAGAAUAUCAACGAGGGAAAAAUGGCUCCUGAAGAAAAACGAGAAGUAGCAAAGAAGAUCGUUCACAAAAAACUUUUGGUUAGACUUGCAGGAGUGACAACAGGGACAUUAACUGGUGCUUUCCUGGGUGUUGGUGUGGCAGUGGCGUCCGUCGUGGCUUUACUUAAAGUGGCAAGCAUUGCGGGAGCAGCAGCGGCUGCUGGAGCCACAGGACUAGCAGCAGGAACAGCAGGUUCAGGAAUUGCUGCUGGUGUCACAGGACUAGCAGCAGGAACAGCAGGUUCAGGAAUUGCUGCUGGUGUCACAGGACUAGCAGCAGGAACAGCAGGUUCAGGAAUUGCUGCUGGUGUCACAGGAGCUGGCGUUGGAGCAGCAGGUUCAGGAAUUGGAGCAGGUAUUGUAGGGGUUGGUGCUGGAGCGGCAGGAUCGGGUGUUGCUGUAGGUGUCAUUUUCGGAGCGGCAGCGUUUGCGGGAGCGAUAGGAGGAGGAGUCACUGGAUACAAAGCAGCGGAAGAUGUUGAUUCAGUUUCAGAUGCAAUAAGGAAUGCAGCCAAGCUUAACUAUGAGAAUGCAAAAGCUGUGGUCAAAAAGGCAGAAAAACACCAACACAAACUUUUUAAAAAGAAGUAGAACUAAAUAAAACCUGAUAUACAAAUUAAGUUGUAAAGUAAAUUAAAUGUAUAUGUAAUGUGAAUAGAACUUAUCAAUCAUUUCUGUAAACGGAACUCUACUCUACACCUCAUAGUGGAAUUUGUUCUCAAUGUUUUCUUAUUAUAUGUUCAUGUAGUCACACUAAAGUUAAAUGUUUUUCACCUUUGCUGUUUUUGUCGAAUUAUUUUCAAAAGAAUCUACAUUAAUCUUUCAUCCUACGUUUUUUUUAAGUGUACCUCAUCAAACAUUAAUAUUACAUAUACAUUUAUGCAUAUGGCAAACGCUUUUAUCCAAAGUGACUUACGUUGCACUAUCCUAUAAGCUACAAUUGUUUCUAUGUAUGUGCAAUCGAGCCCAUGAUCUUGGCGUUUUUAACGCCAUGCUCUUACCACUGAGCUACAGGAAAGCGUGUUCCGUAUGUGCUAUGUUCCAUGAAAUAAAUAGUCGCAAAAACAGUUGGAUUCUGACAUGUGGAUAAAGGUUCUGCCGCUAGAGGACACUUCAAAACAUUCAAAGAUCAUGUUUAUGGAUGGAGUAAUGUAUACAUUUUUUACUACUGUUACAUUCGAUGACUUAAAUCCACAUUAUAUUUCAUUCUAAUUAAAGUGCCACAAGUACUAACUUGAUGUUAAGUCACAGAUUCUUGAAAUAAGGCAAACAUUUUUUUUUUAAAUGUGUUAAAGCAUAACUGGUUAGUUGCUGUUUGGGGUUUCUAUACCGUUUUCAUGAAUAAUUUUCAUAUUAUAAAUGUAAUUAUUUUAUGUAAUUGUUAGUCAAUGGUUGACGUAUUUGUGAAAGUAUCAGGAAUUAUUUAAGAAAUGAAUUGAAUAAGUAAUCAAAUUAAUCAAUUUGAC